AUGGCAUCUGCUUCGACGGGUCAAAAGGCAUCGCGCCUCUACGAUGACAAAGCUGCGUUCAUCUACGGUACUGCUUGGAAGAAAGAUCAAACAAAGAGGCUAGUCAAGGAAGCUCUAGCCCAGGGCUUUCGUCGCGUCGACACAGCUGCACAACCACGGCAUUACCAGGAACCUUUGGUCGGUGAAGCGCUUCGUGAGGCAUUUGCUGAGGGUACACUUGAACGCAAACAGCUAUAUUUACAAACAAAGUAUACCACGCCUGCCGGCCAAGAUCUGAACAACAUGCCCUACAACCCUGACGCGCCGCUGGACACCCAAAUACACACAUCCGUCGCGUCCUCGCUGAAGAAUCUGCGAUACAACGACUCAGAUAAUGUCUCAUACGUUGAAUGUCUACUUCUGCACUCUCCACUGCCUACCAUUGACCAAACACUUCAAGCGUGGAAACUACUAGAGUCUUAUGUGCCCGAAAAGAUCCGCUCCCUCGGCAUCUCCAACGUUACUCUUCCCAUUCUCCAAGCCAUCUUCGAGAACGCCACGAUAAAGCCGGCCGUUGUCCAAAACCGUUUCUACCCUCAGACACGCUACGAUGCAUCGUUACGCGCCUUCUGCCGCGAACACAACAUUAUGUACCAGUCCUUCUGGACUCUGACCGGAAACCCUUCUCUUAUCAGAUCCGAGCCGGUCGCUGCGUUGGCUCAAGCUGUUGGUGUCGGACUGCCCGUCGCGCUUUACGCUCUUGUCAUGGAUCAAGGAGUCGUUGUGUUGAAUGGGACUACUUCAAGUGAUCAUAUGUGGGCGGAUCUGGAGGGUGUUGAGAAGGUGUGUGACUGGGCGCUGUCGCAACCUGACAAGUUCAAGGCUAUUAGCGAGGCCUUCAAGUCACUGCUCGCAUCGUAG
Alternaria metachromatica is the source of this 900-nucleotide messenger RNA. RefSeq lists its product as uncharacterized. Gene Ontology annotation, molecular function: aldose reductase (NADPH) activity. The transcript has 2 exons. Bases 1 to 900 code for a protein of 299 amino acids. Lineage: Eukaryota; Fungi; Ascomycota; Dothideomycetes; Pleosporales; Pleosporaceae. Gene Ontology annotation, cellular component: cytosol. The record is from RefSeq and is a predicted model, not a curated record.